AUGCGACGGAACGGCGCGCGAACUCUAGACGCAGGCAGCAUCCAAGAUGGUGGCGCGCGGGGAUGGACGGUGCACCAGCCCACCGCGACAGCCCCUCGUGUGCCGUUCAUCUCUGCGCGGGAACUACAUCAGAUGUGUUAUGGCGUCCCGGGCAUGCGCAAGUCGCAGUCCACCGCGCUGGCGAUCACCAAGCAGGCCCGUUGCUCGCGGGUCAACGGGACUGCGGAGGCCAUGGCUCCGGAGAAGCAACCCGCUCGACCUUGGAGUCGCAUGUCUGUCAUGUCGGGAAACUCGGGUGUCGCGAUGCUGACUCUGGAGGACCAACUGGCACCUCGCAUCGAGCGAAUCACGAUGACGGCUCCUCAUGGUAGCCGACUUCCUUCCCGCGGCUCCUUGGCCAUCCAGGAUGGCCUGGAUCCAUAUCUCCACGGACACGGCUCUCAAAGAGAUCUCGUGGCAGUCGUGGAGCGCAACCUCCAAGAUGAAGAAGAUGCGCGGAUCGCGCGGAGCCAGAUGCGCAGCGUUUCCCGCAGUUCCUCCCGGGGACCCCUGGAGCUGCAAGAUUUGCCGCGCAGCUCCACAGGUGAGGUUACUCCAGGCCGCCAGCUGGUCAGAGGGAACUCGCGGACGAGCUCACAACACACCAGGGUUACAUCCCAAUCGAGCGACAACCGCUCCUCUUCCCGUGACCGUGGGCCUUCGAACGCGCCUUCGCGGAGUAACUCGCGCAAUCGGAGCGGCGCCAUCGCCAUCCGGAAGACGAGUAACAGUUCCGUUGGCUCUUCACUUGCACUGAUGGAUCCGUGGCGCAGCCGUGGCUCUCAUCGGCCCCCGUCCGUUGGUGGUAACAGUCGCCGUGGGUCGAAGGCCUCUGCUACCAGCCGAACAUCCUCUGCCACGAUGGCGGAGGAGCAGAAGCCGAAAUUCCCGCCACCUCGGGAUCGGAAGCUCUCUUCGGGUGCAUGCUUGGGCUUGGACAUCACGGCCUUCGAAAACGCUCGGCGAAAGUCUUUGGCCACGCCGCUGCAGCUGCAGGUCCGGGCGUUGAAAGAGGCCACUCCUGAGGAGGGGCGACCGUCUUCGCAAGUCAUGAAGCGGCGUGCUUCCAUGCCAGCAAGCAAGGAGGAAGCUGAGGCACAGGCCAAGGCCAAGCCACAGCCCAUGCCGAGCUUUCGAGAUUCGAUGAAGAACAAGGCUCGGGAGACAUUCCUCCGAAAGCGCAAGACCAACUCGGGCUCCAGGAUCACUGUUGACAAGGAUCCCGAGCUCUAUCCUGGCCGGGAUCUGCUGCCGGAAACUGUGAAGGCUCUGGACAUCCCGACAGCCAUCGACUUCUUUCAGUACCAUGACAGGGUGCGAGCGCACGGCAAUACAGGUCUCUUGGACCGACGGAGCUUCUCCGAGAUGCUUUUUGCCAUAGCCCGGGGCAAGGAGUACAUGACCGCCGAAUGGUGCGAUGCAAUCUUCAAUGCUUUGGACUACGAGCAGGCUGGGAUGCUGGAUCAAGAUCAAUUUCUGGGUUGGGCCUUCAACUCAUUGAACAACUACUUCAGUGACGUCCGGCGACGUUUUCACACAGUGAAAGAACCCGACUUGCGAGAGCUCUUGACCGGUUUGGGUGCAACUACCGGAAGCGGCUUCUCGCAGCAGUUCCUGAUCAGCAAGGAGGAGUUCUGGUUUGUCGUCGAGACCUGCAGCAUCAAGCUGUCGAGAAAAGCUUGUGAAGAGCUUCACGAGCGGCUGGACCUGGAGCAGACCGGAAGUCUGGAACUAACGGAGUUCCUAAAUUGGGUCUACCCUGGACGGGAACUGCACCAGCUGCAGCAGAAGCUUGACAACCUUCGUCGGCAAAUUUUAGAUGACUCUGAUGACGACAAUGGCGUCGCCGAAGUCGGUUACAAACCUCCGAAGAGGCCGAUUUGGGAAAUGCUGUCCAAGAACCCGGUGGUGCUGGAGUUCACGAUUGCCCAGGCCUAUCAGCCCAAGAUCAAGCACCUGAAGGACAUGCUAAUGGAGAAGUUCCAGCAACUGAUUGUCGAUCUUGUUGUG
This is a messenger RNA of Symbiodinium sp. CCMP2456, 2049 nucleotides long. NCBI's taxonomy places the organism in Eukaryota, Dinophyceae, Suessiales, Symbiodiniaceae. The record is from the annotation of a GenBank genome assembly.